Molecule: messenger RNA, 195 nt
Organism: Geosmithia morbida
Lineage: Eukaryota; Fungi; Ascomycota; Sordariomycetes; Hypocreales; Bionectriaceae
Exons: 2
Coding region: 1-195 (64 amino acids)
Source: RefSeq, a predicted model, not a curated record
AUGGCCGCCAUCAACUCCUCUCUCAUCUCCCGCGAGGUUGCCUCUCACCUGGUCAAGCGCAAGAACUGGGCCGCCAAGGAGGCUGGUGUCAUCGUCGUCUUCUGCAUUGUCUUCAUUGUCGGCGUCUUCCUCAUCGGCCUCUGGAUCAGCAAGUGCAUCCAGAAGCGCAAGGCCAACAAGCCCCAGCAGAUAUAA